This is a messenger RNA of Syzygium oleosum, 981 nucleotides long. Its product is annotated as FBD-associated F-box protein At1g66310-like. The record is from RefSeq and is a predicted model, not a curated record. NCBI's taxonomy places the organism in Eukaryota, Viridiplantae, Streptophyta, Magnoliopsida, Myrtales, Myrtaceae. The transcript is spliced from 2 exons. The coding region runs from base 1 to 981 and encodes 326 amino acids.
AUGGAGAGUCAGCACAGAUGUGGCGGUAACAAGGAUGGACGGUCCGCAGAGAUGGUGGCGGUAAUGGCGUUGAAGGAUGUGGAAGAAGACAUUGUAAUUAAGAAGAGAAAUAAUAUGAAAAAAAAUUUAGAAUCUCUGGUACCCUGCAAGAAUGUGGUGAGAACGAGCACUCUAUCAGAAAGGUGGGAGUACUUGUCUAGGAACAAUCAAAGGCUCGACAUCUCGGAAAGCAAUUUUCCAGAGAAGACACAUUUCGUGAACUUUGUGGACAGAGCAUUGUCACUCCACGACUUUCCCCUGAAAAUGUUUUCCCUCUUCUGCAAAACUGUUUUUGUUAGAUCUCGUAUCGAUGGUUGGAUCACAGCCUCAAUAAAGCGCAAAGUUAAGGAGCUCCGUGUGGGCUUAGUUGGAGGAAUGCUUGAAUAUGUGUUGCCUAGUUGUGUCUUUAACUGUGAAACACUGAUUGAGUUGCAUCUUUCUAUGUCGCAUGAAUUGAGGCUCCCUUCUUUAGUUUAUCUGAAAAAUCUCAAGGUCUUAACUCUUGUGUUGGUUGAUUUCGGAGGCGAUAGUUCAGUAGAGAAGUUCCUUCCGUGCCCUUUUCUUGAGGAGUUGGUUUUCAAUUAUUGUAGAUGGAGGAGACUCAAGGUUCUUCAUAUAUCUACUCCCAAGCAUUUGGGGCUGCAAAUAGUUGAACAGCCCUUGUAUGAGGAUUUGGAAAAUACAUUCUGUUUAGGAGUCAAUGGAGCUCGUAUCAAGUUCGUUGCCUAUAUUGGGCCCUUAAUCAAUUACUAUACAAUAUCGAGUUCAUCCUCCCUAGUUAGGGCUCGCAUUAAUCUCGACAUGUUUGGAUGGCCUCAUCAUCAUCAUUUUGCUUACCAUGAAUAUAAGCUCUUAAAGGAUCUUUCUAGUGCAAUCACUGGGGUUGACCCCAGUGGCUACCCUUCUUACUUGGGAAGGGAGCCCACCUCCUUAGGGGGCUAG